Molecule: messenger RNA, 1418 nt
Organism: Polistes dominula (European paper wasp)
Lineage: Eukaryota; Metazoa; Arthropoda; Insecta; Hymenoptera; Vespidae
Product: calmodulin
Cellular component (GO): myosin II complex
Molecular function (GO): calcium ion binding
Source: RefSeq, a predicted model, not a curated record
CGUCGAAGGGACGCACGUACGACGUUCUUUUCGCACGUAGGAAGUCCUUACCGGUGCUAGUUCUCGCGCGCGUAGCAAACGGCGCGCUCCUGAGUGGCGCGUACGCUACACCUUUCCCCGCCUACUGGACUCUUGGCAGGUCCGAUUGGUUGGCGCUCUUAGUGCUGAGUGGUGGGGGUUGGCCGGCGUAGUGAUACCCGGCCGGCCGAGACUUGCGGCAGAGCCCUCGCACACCGAUAGAGAACCGUGGACUCCAUUGCUGUCCUGAGUGCGUUUCUCGUCGGCCGCUGGUGUCGUAUCGCUGUGUCCGUCGUCGUAGUCGUCGUCGUCGCCGUCGCUUUGUCUAUUUCUCUGUCCGUGUCUCCAUACGGCUAAAGCUCCGUAACUUUCUCGAAGGAACCUGAGAAAAGAAGCAAAAAGGAGUGACAAAAAUGGCUGACCAACUGACGGAGGAACAGAUCGCAGAAUUCAAGGAGGCAUUUUCGCUAUUCGACAAAGAUGGUGAUGGUACCAUAACUACCAAAGAAUUGGGCACCGUUAUGAGAUCUCUUGGUCAAAAUCCCACGGAAGCUGAGCUUCAAGAUAUGAUAAACGAAGUCGAUGCAGACGGAAACGGUACCAUCGAUUUCCCGGAAUUUUUGACCAUGAUGGCACGUAAAAUGAAGGAUACUGACAGCGAAGAGGAGAUAAGAGAGGCGUUCAGAGUGUUUGAUAAAGAUGGUAAUGGUUUCAUAUCUGCGGCAGAACUUAGACACGUCAUGACAAAUCUUGGAGAAAAGCUUACCGACGAAGAGGUAGACGAAAUGAUACGAGAGGCCGAUAUUGACGGCGAUGGCCAAGUUAAUUACGAAGAAUUCGUCACAAUGAUGACAUCAAAGUGAAUGCAACCUGUAUAAUGGAAGAACUUGCGACUUGAAGUGGUGUUGACGUACUAAAUAAAAAAAAAUUAAUAAUUAAUAAAUCAAGAUGCAGAGUAUAAAAUAUAUAUGUAAAACACACAAAAUGCGAACCAGAAAGUGAAAACAACAAAACCUUAUAUCCGGAUGUGAAGUCUAUAUAAAUAUAUAUAUAUAUAUAUAAUAUAUAUAAAAUAUAUAUAUAUAUAUAUAAUAUAUAUAUUAUUAAAAAAAAGAAUCCGCGCAGAAGGUCAACGCCCGAUACGGUUAAUCAUCUCUCGUUGUCGAUAAGUAAAAAAAAAAAAAAAAUACAGGGCAAAUUAACUGUUUAAUUAAAAAAAAGCUAUACUGCUAAAAAUCAUUCUCUGUCGAGCAUAUAAUACUUACAAAAUACAUAACACAUACAUCUUCUACACUAAUAUACGUAUACACGCGUAUAACACAUAUACACACUCUACACGAAUACACCCGCACAAUCAUUUUAUUUCCUUUUAACAAAAAGAACAACACACAACCAACCAA